UGUCCAUGGUGAUGGUCUGCCGCACGCAGUGACAAGUUGAGUCCACUCAAAGAUAGCCAGUCAUGUAGCUUUAGUUUGUACUCGGUCUUCAAACAUAUUCCAUGGCGAAGCGAACUAUUGCAUCGUGUCGUAAUUAUAGAAUAUAUUUUUUUUUAUGGAUUAGAUUACGUGUUUUGAGCGGUCGUGGGUUUUGGCGCGCGUUCUUUUGACCUACCAUUUUGGCAGAGCGCGCAACACUCUGAAUGUGACACCUUGGAUCGUUGACGGAUUGGGGAAAAUGCCUCGUCAAAGUUUGUCAUCGUUAAGAACUCAAACUUUGCAAUUAAUAUAUUUAAGCUUUUGCAAAAUUAAUUUGGAAUGAAUGAAGAAUGCAUAUCGUUUGGGAAAUAUUUUUGAUUUUUCAAGCAUAUUUCAUCUGCACAUCAGCACAGCUAAUUUCACCAAAGAUUCAUGACGGUUGGUGGGCGUACAAAGAUGCUGUCCAAGGGAGCUUUGUUCCAGUACCAUCCUUCUGGGGGCUAGUGAAUUCCGCUUGGAACCUGUGUGCCAUGGGAAAGAGGCAGUCGCCGGUCAACGUCGAGACCAGUCACAUGAUCUUUGACCCCUUCCUCACCCCUCUACGUCUCAACACAGGCGGACGCAGCAAGAUGGGAGGCACCAUGUACAACACAGGGCGCCACGUGUCGCUGCGGCCAGACAAGGCUCACCUGGUGAACAUCUCCGGUGGGCCUCUGGGUUACAGUCACCGGCUGGAGGAGAUCCGCCUGCACUUCGGCAGCGAGGACGUCCAGGGCUCGGAGCACCUGCUCAAUGGACAGUCCUUCCCUGCAGAGGUGCAACUUAUACACUACAACCAGGAACUCUAUACCAACUACAGUGAGGCAGCCAAGAGCCCCAAUGGCGUAGCUAUUGUGUCCAUAUUUAUAAAGAUAUCCGAGUCUCCAAAUGUAUUCCUGAAUCGCAUGCUGAACAGAGACACCAUCACGAGAAUUACAUACAAACAUGACGCAUUCUUACUCAUGGGGCUCAACAUAGCAGAUCUAUAUCCAGACACUACACGUUUUAUAACAUACGAGGGCUCCAUGACUAUCCCGCCCUGCUUCGAGACAGCCACCUGGAUCCUCAUGAACAAACCUGUGUACGUCACACAGAUGCAGAUGCAUUCUUUGCGACUGCUAAGUCAGAAUGAGCCAUAUAAGAUAUUCCUCAGUAUGAGUGACAACACGCGGCCCGCCCAGCCUCUCCUACAGCGCUGUAUCCGCACCAACAUCAACUUCAGCAAGCAGGGCCGGGACUGCCCCAACAACCGUGCCCUGAGGCCCCAGUAUCGAGUAAACCAGUGGCUUCUGAAGUAGGAAAAAGAUGAACAUGCUGUACAAUACAACAGGAUGAAAACUAAAUAUUGGAUCCUGAUUCUCAAGACUUUAUUUGAAUGUGGAAAUACUACAUUAUCAGAAGAGAGGCUGUUUUUUGAAUAUGUUUGAGAUUGCAAAGUAAGACAAGGAAAGAUUGAAAAGUGUAACUUUUAAGGCUGCACAAAUGUAAUUCUUUUAUAGAGCUUAUGGAAAUGGGCUGUAUGGAAAUUCAGCAGGCUCCGCCAUUUACCGACCUCUGCAGUGGAGACAAAGAGGACCUCUUUUAUGACAUCAUCACCAACAUCAGAUUCACUUGAGCACCCAAAGAUCCCAAAGGACCAACACUUCUUGAAAUGAGCUAACUGUAAUCACAGAUACAACCAUAACGUGUUUUGAUACCAACAGCAUUCCAUCAGAUCUAACAACAAGCUAAGAAUCUGAAUAUGAUAAGAGGGUGCUUCUGGUGAUGAAAGCUUCUACAUAACCAUGUCACAAGCAAAAGGUGUACUGAAUAAAUGUCACAAAUGCAGAACCAUUUCCUGACCAUGUGACCUAACCAGGAAAAACUCUGGACCCCAGAAAACACCAGGGCAUGAGAUGUUCCUGUUCAGGCCACAUAGUCAGGAAACACUCCUAGCCAUAGCCUUGGUAGAUCCAGUAUUUUAUACUGUAUUUACUAAACCUUUCUAGCCAUUUUGGGCCAUUUGCCUUUUCUCUGUUUAAUUGUUUACAAUUUCAUUCACUGUUUAUUUAAAUGAUAGCAGCCCAAUUAACAUGUUUCAGAGAAUUAUCUAAGAUAAAAUAACACUUUACAUAAGGCCUAUAUAGUAGAUGCUGUUUAAGAAUUGUAUAUUGUCUAGCACUGAAUAGAGCAUGGGACGUGAUUUGUCUGCAAAUUCUUUAAGCAGUCACAAGGCAUUCCUUAUCAAUUAUUUAUCCUAAUUUUCGAUUCAGAGCUGUGUAUGGCGUUACAGGCAAUGUGGGUUUGUGUGUGUGUGUGCGCGCAUGUGUACAUGACUGUAUGUAUGUGUGUGUGUGUGUGCGUUCUCUCCUGGGAAUUGUAUUUCUCAUUAAAUAGGGUAAAUCUCCUCGUUUUGUGGCAAUGAAACACAUACAAUUGUAUUUGUCACGUGUCAAAUACAACAACAGGUCUAGAGUGAUAUGCUUACUAACAAUCUCUUUCCCACCGAUGCAGAGUAAAACAAGAAGAUAAAAACACAAGAGAAAUAACACACAAGAAUGAAGCUAAAUACAGGAAGUACCAAUAUACCAUAUCAAUGUGCAAGGGUACGAGGUAGUUGAGGUAAGUAUAUACAGUGCCUUCAGAAAAUAUUCACACCCCUUGACAAAGUAGGAUUUAUAUGAAUUGAAUUGUAAUUUUUUGGAAACGAUCUAAACAAAAUAGUCUUAUGUCAAAAUGGAAGAAAAAUGUUUAUUUUUAAUUAAAUGGAAAAUAAAACACAAAGUAUUCAACCCCUUGAGUCAAUACAUGUUAGAGUCACCUUUGGCAGCGAUUACAGCUGUGAGUCUUUCUGGGUAAGUCUCAAAGAGCUUUGCACACCUGGAUUGUACAAUAUUUGCCCUUUAUUCUUUUUACAAUUCUUCAAGCUCUGGUUAUUGGUCUUUGCUAGACAGCCAUUUUCAAGUCUUGCCAUAGAUUUUUUUUGCCAAUUUAAGUCAACUUUAACUAGGACACUCAGGAACAUUCAAUGUUGUCUUGGUAAGCAACUCCAGUGUAUAAUUAACCUUGUGUUUAGGUUAUUGUACGGCUAAAAGGUGAAUUUGUCUCCCAGUGUCUGUUGGAAAGCUUAGCUCUAUUCCGUUUAUUUUUAUUUUAAAAACUCCUUAGUCCUUGCCAAUGACAGCCAUACCCUCAACAUGAUGCAGCCAACUUCAUGCUUGAAAAUACAGAGAUUGUUAGUCAGUGAUGCUUUGUAUUGGACAAAAAGUUAAUUUAUUUGCCACAUUUUUUUUGCAUUAUUACUUUAGUGCCUUAUUGCAAACAUGAUGCAUGUUUUGGAAUAUGUGUAUUCUGUACAGGCUUCCUUCUUUUCACUCUGUAAUUUAGGGUAGCAUUGAGGAGUAACUACAAUAUUGAUGAUACAUCCUCAGUUCUCUCCUAUCACAGCCAUUAAAACUCUAUUUUAAAAUCCCCAUUGGCCUCAUGGUUAAUUCCCUGAGCGGUUUCCUUCCUCUCCGGAAACUGAGUUGGGAAGGACGCCAGUAUCUUUGUAGUGACUGGGUGUAUUAAUGCACUAUCAAAACUGUAAUUAAUAACUUCACCAUGCUCAAAGGGAUAUUCAAUGUCUGCUUUUUUUAAACCCAUUUACCAAUAGGUGCCCUUCUUUGUGAGGUAUUGGAAAACCUACAUGAUCUUUGUGGUUGAAUCUGUGCUUGAAAUGCACUGCUUGACUGGGGGAUGCAGAUAAUUGUAUGUGUGGGUUACAGAGAUGAAGUAGUCAUUUAAAAAAUCACGUUAAACACUAUUAUAGCAGACCGAGUCCAUGCGACUUAUUAUGUGUCUUGUUAAGCACAUUUGUACUCCUGAACUUAUUUAGGCUUGCCAUCAUUUUUCUUCAUUUGUAAAAAUAUAUAAAAUCAUAAUUCCACUUUGACAUAAUGGGGUAUUGUGUGUAUAUCAGGGCGUGUGAAUAAUUUGUGAAUGCACUGUACAUGUAGGCAGGGUUAAAGUCACUAGGCAUCAGGAUAGAUAAUAAUAAGAGUAAAAAAACAAAGGAGCAGCAGCGUAUAUGAUGAGUGUACACUCUUAGAAAAAAAGGGUUACAAAGGGGUUUUUUGUGGGGGGAUAGGGUUCUACCAAGAACCGUUCUGAUCUAAAGAACCCUAUUUGGAAGACAAGGGUUAUUUUGUAAGGCAAAGGGUUCUACCUAGAACCUUUAACAUCCUGAGAACCGUUUUUGGAAGAAAGGGUGAUUUGAUGAUUCUUUGGAAGACAAGAAGGGUUCUACAUUAAACCAUACAUAAUAUUUCCCAGUAUGCUCUAUUUCAGGGAGAUUACGAAUGGUUUGUUUUACUGUAUCAUCUGUGUUUUUGCAUGUACAUUUAUAGAUUCAUUCAUUUCAUGCUACACAAAGAUAACUAACAUACAGUUUUCUGAAAUACUCCAAUCUGUUUGUAAUUGGAUUUAUUGCACCUGUAACUAAGAUGGCUGUUCCAGUUUAGAUGAUUGAGAUAGUCUCAGUAUUCAAUCUUCCAUAACCUGACAGUCAUUCUGAAUGCAGGUUGUGGGUGAUUUAACAAUUCCACUUGUUGGAUAUACUAAGUAGCUGGAUUCCAAUAGGAAUUACACAUCACAUUGCAAGCCAGCAUAAUGUGACUUGCAGGCCUGAUGUGGCCUGUUACCAGGAGUUUCCUAACACUACUGAUGGGUAUAACUAGGCCCUCAAAGAAAGGCCUUGUGAAAUGUAAUGUAUUAUCAUAGAUCAUUUGAUUGUAAAGGCUAAUAAGGUUGGUGGAAUUGUUUAUAGAGGGUUCUAGGUAGAACCCUGCACGUGUUUCUUUGAAGAACUCUAUGGGGACAAACUGAAGAACUCUAUGUUUCUACUUAGCACCUUUUUUCUGAGUGAAUGUGUACAUGUGUGAAAGUGUGUGUUUGUGUGGAGUCAGUAUGCGUGUGUUAUCUGCGUGUGUUUGUUUGAGUGCCAGUGUGAGUGUGUGGAUCAAGUCCUGUGAGAGUGCAAAAUAGUGCAGUACAGAUAGUCCGGGUAACCAUUGGAUAGCUAUUCAACUGUCUUAUUAUUGGGGAUACAGUGCCUUCGGAAAGUGUUCAGACCCUUUGACUUUGUCCACGUUUUGUUACGUUACAGACUUACAAUCCUGUCUCGGAGCUCCGAGGACAAUUCCUUUGACCUCAUGGAUUUGUUUUUGCUCUGACAUGCACUGUCAACUGUGGGACAUUAUAUAGACAGGUGUGUGCCUUUCCAAAUCAUGUCCAGUCAAUUGAAUUUACCACAGAUGAACAACAAUCAAAUUGUAGAAACAUCUCAAGGAUGAUCAAUGGAAACAGGAUGCACCUGAGUUCAAUUUCAGUCUCAUAGCAAAGGGUCUGAAUACUUACGUAAAUAAAGGUAUUUCUGUUUUUUAUUUGUAAUAAAUUAGCAAAAAUGUCUAAAAACCUGUUUUCGCUUUGUCAUUAUGUGGUAUUGUGUGUAGAUUGCUGAGAAAAAAAUAUUGAAUCCAUUUCGGAAUAAGGCCGUAAUGUAACAAAAUGUGGAAAAAGUCAAGGGGUCUGAAUACUUCCCGAAGUCACUGUAGAAGCUGUCUCUGAGCCUGUUGGUCCAAGACCCGAUUCUCUGGUACCGCUUGCUGGACGGUAGCAGAGAGAGCGUCCAUGGUUUGGGUGGCUGAAGUCUGUCUAAACACAAUAUCAUACAUGUACUGUUUCUGUAUGAUAAUACCACUAUGCCUAUAUAUAUAUAUAUAUAUAUAUAU
Molecule: messenger RNA, 5807 nt
Organism: Oncorhynchus masou masou (cherry salmon)
Lineage: Eukaryota; Metazoa; Chordata; Actinopteri; Salmoniformes; Salmonidae
Product: carbonic anhydrase-related protein 10-like
Exons: 9
Coding region: 369-1355 (328 amino acids)
Molecular function (GO): zinc ion binding; carbonate dehydratase activity
Source: RefSeq, a predicted model, not a curated record